Messenger RNA from Haliotis rufescens (red abalone), 2821 nucleotides. Its product is annotated as pyrimidodiazepine synthase-like. The record is from RefSeq and is a predicted model, not a curated record. NCBI's taxonomy places the organism in Eukaryota, Metazoa, Mollusca, Gastropoda, Lepetellida, Haliotidae. Gene Ontology annotation, cellular component: cytoplasm. The transcript is spliced from 5 exons. Gene Ontology annotation, molecular function: glutathione transferase activity; glutathione dehydrogenase (ascorbate) activity. The coding region runs from base 42 to 881 and encodes 279 amino acids. Gene Ontology annotation, biological process: glutathione metabolic process.
UUUGCAAACGAGCAGUCACGAAUGUAUGAACCUUGACACCUAUGAUUUGCGCUCGGCUGGUCACAAGAGCAUCGAAGUUGCACAAAGUGUUACCACCCAGUGCACAGUUCAGAAAUUGUGACAACAUCCAGGUUGCAGGUGCCCGUCUUGCAAAGUAUUCUAGCUCCACAAUGUCCCUCAAGUCACACGCUAAAGGGUCUCCCUACCCAAGCUUGUCCCCAGGGACACUGAGGAUCUACAGCAUGAGAUUCUGUCCAUUCGCCCAGAGGACCCGUCUUGUGCUGGAGCAUAAGAAGAUACCGUAUGAGACAAUCAACGUGGACUUGAAGAAGAAGCCGGACUGGUUCCUGGAGCGGAACCCGCUGGGUCUGGUGCCAGUGCUGGAGAAGGACGACCAGGUGGUGUACGAGUCGCUGGUGUGUGACGACUACCUGGACCAGGUCUACCCAGACUCUCCGCUCUACCCUCAGGAUGCCUACAAGAAGGCUAGAGAUAGGAUUCUGUUGGAAACCUUCUCACAGGUGACAACUGCCUGGUACAAGUUGCUUUCUUCAGGAGGCAGUGAUGAAGCAGGGGAGAAGUUCUUCAGUGUUUUAAAGACAUAUGAAACUGCCCUUGGUGAUCGAGGGGAGUUCUUUGGAGGUGCCACCCCCUCUAUGUUGGACUUCACAGCGUGGCCAUGGUUUGAAAGAAGUGGAGUCUUGGAGAAGGUGGCACCAAAGUAUGCCAUCACUGAAAGCAACUUCCCCAACAUUGCAGCCUGGCAGAAGAGAAUGUUUGAACUUCCAGCAGUCAAAGCCACCAUGUUUGACACAGAGUCCCAUCUCAGAUUCUUUGCAUCUUACAAAGCAGGCGCCCCAGACUAUGACUAUGGUUUAUGACUACGCCAAGCAAAACUGUGAACACUGACUGAACUGACGACCACUGUUGUUUUAUUUCUAUAAGCUGUGAUCAGUCAGGUGUCGGUCAGUCGGUUCACUGGAAAGAAAUAACUGCUAGAUCUUAAACUGUUUAAGGUAAUUAUUUGUCAAACAGAUUAGUAGGGUUUGUGAUUUUAUCAAGAACAAUCAGGGAGAUCAAUUAAUAUAGGACUCUUUUUUAGUUUAUUUUCUGUUUGCUGCAUUUAAACUAUCAAAUUACAAAAAAGGCAUCUUAUACAUAAUAGAUUACUGUAUAGUCUUUCAUGUCAGGAAUGAACAAAUGUGAUGGUCCAGUUGAUGGAAAGAUAGGAGGAAACAAAAGGGAAGUAUAUUUUGGGCAGGAAAUGUUUAUUAAGCCUUAGAGGAUCAAACAUUAUUUGUCAUGGUGAUGAACGCCCAGGUACUAGCAUUUCCUUAAUGAAUUGGGCGGUCGGGUAGCCUAGUGGUUAAAGCAUUAGCUCGUCACGCCGAAGAUCCGGGUUUGAUUCCCGACAUGGGUACAAUGUGUGAAGCCCAUUUCUGGUGACCCCCGCCGUGAUAUUGCUGGAAUAUUGCUAAAAGCGGCGUAAAAUCUCACUCACUCACUCACUCCUUGAAGAAUUACUAUGUUGAAAUGAGCAUUUCAAGGGAACACAGAAGUGAAUGUUACAGGCCAAUAUUCCUUUCAGUACAUACAUACCUGGACAGUAUGCAGUAUAUAUCCUAGUUUUUUAUUUGUGCCACCUACCCAGGACCAAGGAGCCUUGUACUAGUGCUGACGCUGCAUAUAUCAAGAUAGUUGUCAUUGUAAUCUUUCAGUAUUUGAUGUGACUUGUAUACGUUAUGAUUGAUUAUUGGUGGUACUUUGUCACCGGAUGUGCCAUUUGCAGAACUUUACAGCACAGGGUAGAAACCCUGUUGAUCUGGAUGUAUCAUCCUCUCUGAAAUCCUCCAGAUUAACACAUUUGUUACAGAGAAUCAUGCUUAGUGCACAUGGCAGCUCUCCCAGACGUAAUCGUCUGGAAAGAGGGGUUUCAGGGUUAACAACAUCUGAACUAGGUUCCACUGUAGUGUGUUUGAUUACAGUGUUAUUCUUCAAGGAAGACAAAAUGAGGCAUUUCAUCAAUUGCAAUACUGGAACAACAAUUCCAGUUUGUAGGUUGUUAAUGAUGCACCCAGCAAUAUUCCUGCUUUAUGAUGGCAGUCUGUAUAUUCAUGGGCCUGGACCAGACAAUCCAGUGAUUGACAUCAUGAGUAUAGAUCCAUGCGAUCAGAUAGGAAGACAUGCAUCAACCAAGUCAGCAAGCCUGACCACAGGAUCCUGUUAGUCGACUCUUACAAGCAAGCAUGGGUUGCUGAAGAGCGAUUCUAACCCGGAUCAUGACAAGGGAUUUCAAGGUGUAUGUCAAUGGUAUGAUGAGAAUUCCUUGACCUUCCCACAGUGCAGACAUGCAGUAUUCAACAUGGAGAUACAGUAUGUUGCUGGUGGGUAUUGCCACACACAAUCUUCGAUUGAGGAUGUUCUUUUACUGGCUGUGAGUAGUGAUCAUUAAUUAUCACUGUGAAUAACAACCUGGAUUCAAAUGAAUUGAGUUACUGGUUAACAGUUUUCUGAAUGUGUUGCUUUGGGGCAGUGGACAGUUGUGAUGCAUCCAUAGUUUUAUCACCUCUGCAUUUUGUCAAUAAACAUACAAUUAUGUCAUACUCACGAUUGCUGGGAAUUGUGCAGACAAGAAACUUUAGGGCAACUGAUGGUGACAUGAAGUUUCUUCAUAUCCAAGAGAUAUAUAGCUUAUUGUUAUUCAUAUAGAAUCAUUUCUUCACAAGUUAUACAAUAUUAUGUCUCCCUUCGUUGUGAAUUAUUACAUGAGUCAAAAAAUGUUUUCUUUGAAUUAAAAAAAAUUAUACAAACUAUUUAAAAA